UUUAUUAUAAUUAAAAUUGAUAACAAUUCGGUGUUGCGUCCUUACGUUAGAACAGAAAAAUGCUUGAGCACACAUUCGAAAUUUAAUAGGUAACGGGAUUAAUUGACAUUGAAUAGCAUUUAUUCAUCAAACAUGAAAGCAAUUAUCGCUCAAGACGGCAGCGUGGGAGUGGCAAAGAGAGCGCGGAAUGGCAACACUACGCCACCGAAACGAUGGCAUCAAAUGUGGCAUCCUAUGGCAUGGCUACCAACGCAGCAGUUGCAGGCAUUAUUGGGGAACCGCACGGCAGCGCACCUAAGAAGGAGCCAAACGUACGCUGCCACUCAGAAGAGCAUAGAGAACCUGGACCGCUCUUCAACUGACUACAAUAAGAAAACAAAAUGCAAGAAGACAAAAAAUAACAAGAACAACAAUGAAAAAAAUAAGAUCAACGUAACAUAUUCAUCAGAAAGAAUCAGUUCAGAGCUAACGCUCUACCGGCCGUUGGAGAAUGAGCCCAAUGAGCCGCGACGCCUGGUGCUGUUCUUCGCAUGGCUCACGGCCCGUGGUCGCCACAUCAGCAAGUUCGUGACGCUGAUGACGGCCGCUGCCACUGACGUGCUGGUCGUGAGACUAGUACCUGUCAAGCUUCUGCAUCCUGAAACUGGUACCCAGGCGUCGGCUGAGCGCGUCUGCACGUACCUCAGGAACAAUCAAAACUACGACAAAUUCCUCGUGUUUGCCUGCAGUGGCGGCGCCUACAUGUUCUGCGAGGUCGCCAUGAAGCUGCAAAAAGAGCCUGAGCUGCGGGAUAGCGUGUUGGGUCGCGUGGUAGGGCAGAUCUACGACAGUCCAGUCGACUUCACCCACUUCACGACAGGCAUCGCCCACUCCAUCACCUCAUCGCCCGCCGCCCAGAACGUCGUCGAGACCUUGGUUGAGUGGCUGCUCAAGGUGCGGCACCGAGCCAUGACUCGCCACCUCGUGAAGGCUGCAGACUUCAUGCACAAAGGACCAGUGUUCGCUCCCAACCUAACCAUCUUCUCCAACAGCGACCCAAUGAGCCCGCUGGAUUCCAACCAAAUCAUCGCUCGUAAAUGGCAGGCCAGGGGCAUGAAGGUACGACAUAGCAUCUACGAGCACCCCGACACCGGCCACUGCGUAAACUUUAUCAGGUAUCCCCGGCGCUACAAGGAAGACGUGUACAGCUUCUGCGCGGUGGUGGGCUUCAUCGAGCCUGCCAGAGCAGAGCAGCUGCUUGCAUCAGAGCAAGGGAGUUAAUCAUGAUUCCAUAAUAUUUUCAAAACCGAAAACCAAGUAAAGGGAUAUUCGAUGAUGUAGUAAUAGGAUGGAAAAAUAUAAGGGAUUCUUGCUUCCUUGAAAUUGGUUGCAUUAAGAGCGUUCAACCUUACUUUGUUGUUACAAGUGCAUCGUCGUUACUGCCUCCGACCACUAAAAUGUAAGCAAUUAAAGUAUAGUGGAUUGAUCAAGAUGAUCAGAAUCAACAGGAUCAGGAACGGCAUGAACGUAAUCAGCAUUAUCAGGAUCAAAAUGAUCAUGAUCUUUGUCAAUGUCAAUAGUUUGCAACAGCAUAUCCUGAUCACCAGGGGGCUUUAUAAGAUCUCAUUCGCGAACUUCUAUAGAAUAAGUGACCUGCAUUCCGAACCCCAUCUUCUACGAUGUGAAUAAGAGAGGUCAGAACUACAACUCCCCAUCAUCCACGAUAUAUUUAGCAGAGGUAAGAAAUCCAACUCUAUUCUAACCCCUUCAACCCUAUUCCAACCACGAUGUGUAGAAGCUACACUGGUACUUGCAACCUCAUAAGAUCCGAAAACCGACAGCAUUUUCUGCCGAAGAUGGACAGCGACCAACUGGAAGAUGGACAGGGACCAACUGGAAGAUGGACAGGGACCAACUGGAAGAUGGACAGGGACCAACUGGAAGAUGAACAGGGACCAACUGGAAGAUGGGCAGGGACCAACUGGAAGAUGGACAGGGACCAACUGGUGGAGGGACCAGCUGGCAUAGUUGACCAAAAGAGUGUCAGUUGGAAAAGUGGGUGUGCAGGCUAAUGCCCACCCUACAAGGAAAACAAUCAAGCUGUCUCCCCAGUCGAGUGGAUAACUGAAUAUAGAACCAAUAAAUCCACGAAGUUGGAGAAUCAAUUAAGGGCAUGUACAACUAUUGAACUAUGGAGAUGUAUAAACUCGAGUUGUGGGCAUCAUAAACUAGUGAGUUCAGUAAAAAUAAUUAAAUAAUUAUUUAGAUUUAAUUCCUAUAAUAUAUAUGAAAUAGAGUAGAAAAUGUCUUCAUGAAGUUUGGGUAGAUCAGGAACUUGUAUUAUUUCCGAUAUUUCAACAUUUAUUAAAUGGUAGUUGCCAGAA
Hyalella azteca is the source of this 2363-nucleotide messenger RNA. RefSeq lists its product as uncharacterized. The transcript is spliced from 9 exons. Gene Ontology annotation, molecular function: serine hydrolase activity. NCBI's taxonomy places the organism in Eukaryota, Metazoa, Arthropoda, Malacostraca, Amphipoda, Hyalellidae. The record is from RefSeq and is a predicted model, not a curated record. Bases 133 to 1260 code for a protein of 375 amino acids.